GUGGAAUUUUGGCGCCUGCGCGUGGGACAGAGGGAAGAAAGAUGGCAGCUCGGAGCUUCCCCGCACCGCUGCAUGGGCGCGUGGGCCGAGGCGCCUUCACCAAUGUGUACAAGUCCGUGGAGGCUAGGUUCCUGCUGCUGGAGGCGCUGGAGGCAGCAGUGGCUGAACUGACAGGAUGCGAGGAGGACGAGGAUCCCCGUGGGAGAGGGCUUCAGUGUUCUGGAGAGGCAGCGGCAAAGGAGAGCCCGGGAAAGAAGGCGUGCAGUCCGCAGGAGAGGAGGCGGUGUCCGCAGACUUGGCGAACAUGGAUACCAGAACGCCGAGUGGAAAUAUGCCUUGAAGUAGGAUCAGGGUCUGGAGUGGUAUCUGCAUUCCUAGCCUCUAUGACAGGUCCUCAAGCUUUGUACAUGUGCUCUGAUAUCAACCCUGAAGCAUCAGCUUGCACUCUGGAGACAGCACACUGUAACAAAGUCCACAUUCAGCCAGUAAUUACAGACUUGUUAACAGGCCUAUUAAAAUGACAAACAGAAAUGCUUUUAGAAACCUGGAUAAAAUGGAAGUUGUAAGGCUGUGUGUAUAUAGCCCAGUGAUGUGUCCAGUGCUGAGAUGGUAAGACUGAGUGUUAAAUAAUUGAAUCACAUGAUGUAAAAGCUCUUUCCUCUCUAAUCCUCCUUCAGCCAUUUUGAUUACAUCUGGGAGAAGGUCUCAGUUUUAACACCUUUUAAACACUUGCAAAUGUCUCUUUUUUCCCUCUCUCUUAAAGAUUUUAUUUAUUUACAUAUUUAUGAGGUUACUCAUUAGCACAGUAGGUAGUGAAUCAGUCUCAUAUUUACAUACUUAUGUAUUUAUUUAUUACAUAUUUGAAAGACAGGCAGAGAGAGAGCACAAGCAGGGCAGAAGGAGGAGAGGGACAAGCAGUCUCCAUGCUGAGAAGCCUCCCUCCCCCCACAGUGGGCAGGUGGGUGUGGGAGUGCUUCAUGUGGGGCUCCAUGUGGGACUCAAUCCUAGGACUCUGGGAUCAUGACCUGUGCUGAAGGCAGAUGCUUAACUGACUGAGCCCCCCCAGGCGCCCCUCCAAAUGUCUCUUUAACAAAGAGGCAGAAGGCCUGCAUCACCCUUAGAGUGGAAGCAGUAACUAUAACCAUGACAUUUUUAAAAAUUUAUAUCCCAUUUAUUCUUGUAGUCAUUUCUAUUUCCAGGAAGUAAUACUGAUUUCCCUUUAGAGCAAAUUUAUUUAACAACAACAACAAAAAAGGUCCAUUUAAAGAAAAAUAUUUAGUGAAUAAUGGUAGGUCUCUAUACAUAUAUAGGAGAAUUGUAAGAAUGUUAAUAAAAUACCUGAUACUUCGGACACUGCCUUGAAGUAUUUCAGCUAUUCCAUCUCAAGAAACAGCCUCAGGGGGCGCCUGGUUGGCGCAGUUGGUUAAGUGCAGUUGCUCGG
Messenger RNA from Mustela erminea (ermine), 1441 nucleotides. Its product is annotated as methyltransferase N6AMT1-like. Lineage: Eukaryota; Metazoa; Chordata; Mammalia; Carnivora; Mustelidae. Gene Ontology annotation, molecular function: protein methyltransferase activity; S-adenosylmethionine-dependent methyltransferase activity. The transcript has 4 exons. Bases 42 to 521 code for a protein of 159 amino acids. The record is from RefSeq and is a predicted model, not a curated record. Gene Ontology annotation, cellular component: eRF1 methyltransferase complex.